UAUUGAAAUUGACUUUCGCACCGCGAUUUAUCUUGUACUUCCGUGAAAACGGAGAUCCGUUUUAGUCAUGUCGGUUGAACAGUCCAGUUCCAAGAGGAAAAUAUCAUUUUAAGGUCAUGACUCCAGUCCUGCCUCCAGACUAUGAAGAAACUGACAUCUUUAAUGUACAUUCUGCAAUUGAUCCAGACUUAUGAUGCAGUUACAGUGCCCCGGUCUCCAGUGACGUCACCGCCCGGCAGCGAUGUCACUCUCAGCUGCUCUUUCUCCUAUAAAGCGGGGGCUGAUCUCACCAGAGUGGUGGUUACCUGGGUACGCCCUCCUGCCGAUCAUGUCGUCCACAGUUUCUAUUACGGUCGAGACCAGCUGGCUCUGCAGAAUGAAACCUACAGGAGUCGGACCCAGCUGUUCCCAGAGCAGCUCAGUGUGGGGAACGCCUCCCUCAGACUGAAGCAGGUGCGGGGGGAGGAUGAGGGCUGGUACACCUGCGCUGUCACCAACCAAGUGGAGAACACCAAGGGAGACGUGCGGCUCAUAGUGGCAGCUGAAUUCAGCGAGCCUCGGCUGGUCAUUACUGACCGUCCGGACAGUCCAGACAAGGCUCUCCUGAGCUGUAUCUCCACAGGAUACCCCAGCGCUUCAGUGAAGUGGCUGAAUGAGUCAGGAUAUGACAUCACAGAGAGCAGCAGGACUAGCCAAUUCCUGGCCAGGGAUGGGCUGGUGGAAAUCACAAGUCACAUUCUAUUGUCCAGGGAUGCUAAUUAUACCUGUGUUCUUACCCACAACCGACUGAAACAAACCCUCAAGAAGACGAUCACCUUAACAAAGAAGGAUUUUUCAUCCAGAAGUAGCAUUAUGUGGGUGGUGUCGUCUUUGUUGACAGUGGUAUUGGUAACAUUAAUAACCAUUGCAAUCUACCUGCUUUUCAAGCACCGCCGUGGUACCAGCACACCAACAGAUACAGCGUGUGUGCGUGCGUGUAGGUAGGAGAGAGGGGAACCAAGAUGGAAAUAAAAAGAAAAUAAAAGGUAAACCUUGUACUUGAUGAUAAUGAUGAUGAUGUUGGGAGUAAUGUUUACCGAUGUCCCUUCCUCGCACGCACCGGCGUUUUGUGUUCUGUGUUUUGUUUUAAAAUCGGUUGUUUUUAUUUUCGGAUGCUCUUAUUGUGAUUUUACAAAACCCUUGUUUGUUUGUUUGAUUUUUUUGCACACAGCACCUACAUGCUUUUGUAAUGACCUGCUGCCAGCUCUUUUAAUUCUGUGCAAUAAAACAAUAUUUUAAUUA
Acipenser ruthenus (sterlet) is the source of this 1281-nucleotide messenger RNA. RefSeq names its product CD276 antigen-like. NCBI's taxonomy places the organism in Eukaryota, Metazoa, Chordata, Actinopteri, Acipenseriformes, Acipenseridae. The coding region runs from base 142 to 984 and encodes 280 amino acids. The transcript is spliced from 5 exons. The record is from RefSeq and is a predicted model, not a curated record.